GAAACCUCACCUUGCCUUGUUUGGAAAGAGAAAGACAAACAGAAACAGGCUGCCAUAUCCUGACAUUCAAACACUGGCUUACACUCAAAUACUUAGUCCAAGUGAUCAGAAUUGGUUGCGAAAAGAUGUGCUGAGCUGCAGGCGUAUUAUCUCAUCUCAUCAUCAACCACGUUCUGAGCCAGAUACAGGAAAUGCUUAUUUUUCAGUGUGACAGCGUCUUCCAAGCAGCUAUCAGUAUGAACAAGAGAAAAUGGCAAAGAAAGACAAGUGAGACGAAGAUGCUUCCUAACGGUCGAUGUUUGUCUGUCAUCACACUUGUUUUUACAAUUGAGUGCAUGUUGACACAUGUGAGAGGAAAUGACCUGGAAAGCAAUGAUGAACCAGAUGCUACGUAUGCUCUGAUUGGAGCAGGAAUUGGGCUCUUCUUUGCCAUAUGUUUUAUUGGCAGCAAGCUCUACAUUAUAAAAAAACACAUGCUUGAUAUCGAAGCUUCAGAGGAAUCCGUAAAAAACCCAUCUCAUCAAACUGCUUUUGUGGACAUGAAGGACUUAAGAAGAGUAAGCGAUGGAUGAAGUGACAAGGACACCAAAGAAUUCUGAGGAUAAAUGGAAAUGUUUUGGGCAUGGAAAUGUAAAUAACAAAUGCAUGAUGUGUGAGUUGGAAGUGUCUAUAAACAUGUGAAAGUGGAGUCUAGACAUUAGUGUUUGGGUCUGCCUGUGGUCAAGGAUAGCUAUACAGUAUACUGUAGCCUGGGCAAAGGCCUGGACUACAUGCGGCCUGUGGAAUCAUGCUUAGAUCACAUAAAGAAUUUGCGAUGGUAAAAAAAAAAAACAUAGUUGUUAUUCAAAUUAAAAGUCCAAUGAAUAGUCGCCUUUGUAUAAUGCUUUAACUCCCUCCGCUUGGGGGACAUUUAUUUUGAAGGCAUGUAAUAAAUAAGGAUCUGCAUGAGGACAGACAGUGACUGACAGGCUCCCACACACACGUCACAGUUACAAAUAGUAGCUAGCUAGAAAUUUGCUCAAAAAUGCAUUUUUCAAAAAUGUAAAAGAAAAGGAAAGUAGACCAUGAGCGUAGGGUGUUCCAGCAAGAGUGGACAUCGAAAUAUUUCUUUAUUGACGUAUCAGGGAACGCUGUGUGCUUAGUGUGCAAAGACAGCACUUCCAGACAAAGCAUGCAGAGAAAUAUAGGAAUAUGUCUUCUAAGCAGAAGGCAAGUGCAUCGAAAGAGUUGCUUUCUCAGUUGCAAAAGCAGCAAGGACUUUUCACAAAACUGCAUUCAGCAAACGACGGAAUUGCGAGAGCUAGCUAUGUACUGUCCCACAAAAUUGCUAGACAUAGCAAGCCAUUCGCCCCGGGGGCGAGUUCAUUAAAUCAUUUUUAAUUGACUCUGCAGCAAUACUUUGCCCAGACAAGAAAGAGCUGUUUGAAAAUAUUUCCCUGUCAAGACGAACAUUGACCCGGUGUGUUGAGGACAUCGCAGGGAAUAUGGCACAACAGUUGAAAUACAAGGCCAAGGAUUUUCACCUAUUUCCCCGUGGCCCUGGAUGACAGCAGUGAUGCACGUGACACGGGGCAGUUGUUGAUAUUCUCCCGAGGCUUAAACCCCAUACUUUGAAAUUACAGAGGAGCCUGCUUCAGUGCAACCGCGGGGAAAGAUUUAUUGGGGGAGGUUAAUAAGUGUGUGGCAAAGCUGGGACUGAGUUUUGAAAAGUUCUCCAGCAUGACCACUGAUGGGUGCCCAAACCUGACAGGAAAAAAACAUUGGCCUUUUGAAAAGUACACAAGAUCAAGUAGCUGAGCUGAACCCAGAUCAGAUCAUUAUUUUCCUGCAUUGCAUUAUUCAUCAGGAGGUGCUCUGGCAAUGUGUUUUGAAAAUGAGCCAAGUUGUGGAUAUUGUUACUAAAGUGGGAAUGAGAGCAACAUCUUUAAACCACAGGCAGUUUGUCACACUGAGAAGGGUGUGGAACCUGAAGUCGGGGGAUUGCUGAGUUUUUGCAAAUGAAAGGAGGAACAUAUGUGGAUUUCCCUCAACUGCAAGAUAAAGAAUGGUUGACUGAUUUUGUCUUCACCGUGCACAUCAUGGCCCUCAUGAAUGAAUUGAAUUCCAAACUACAAGGGAAGGGCCUUUUUGCACAUCAGAUGUACAGCCUUGUCAAAGCCUUCAAGGGAAAAUUACUCUUCCUGACCUGCCGAGUAGAUGCCAACAAUCUCACCCACCUUCCCGAAACUACUAGUCUGUUUCCUAUCAGAUGACCAGCGGGAGAAGUAUACAUCGCUGCUGCUGCGUGCUUUGAACGAAGUGUGCCAGGCCAUCAAUGCCACCAUCACCCCGUUCCCCUUCACGGUGGCCCAGGAGGGCGAGAACAUCACCCUGACCUGCCAGGUGUCCCAGAGACGACGCUCCAGCAGCCUGCCCGUGGUUAAAUGGACCUUCCGGCCCGAGCAUUCUUCCAGCGACGAAGAGCUCCUCAUCGCCAAGGUCAACAUGAGAAAGGCCAGGUUCUAUGGGAACUAUACAAAGAGCUUCCCCUGGCCUAAGCUGAAACUGACAGUGGUCAAGCAGGGGAGGAUUUUCGACCUGCUCAUUAUGAACAUCUCAGCGGAGGACCGAGGUCUCUACAUAUGCCGGGUGCAGGAGUUCAAGAGGCACCAGAGCCGAUGGAAGGCGUCAACGAACUGCACGGCCGCCACCGAGCUCCGAGUACAUGUCCUACCAGUGACCAAGGCCAAGGAGAGUCUGUGGAGUCUGUUUGAAGACAUGUACCUGUGCGCUGCGCUGAUCUGCUCUGUGGGACUGGUGUGCAUGUGCAUGUUCACCGUGGUGGUGACCUGCCAAUAUGUCCAGAGGAAGAGGUUAAAAGGAUGUGUUUCCCCAUCAUGCUCCAACGUUUCGUCUCAUUGUCUUACAGACAGCUACCAUUUGGUCAAGAGCCCUCAGAACAGUUCAGGGGAGACGGUGACCAGUCUAGUCAGUGUGUCUCCUGCCCUGCCCAAAAAGCAGAGGAGGUACAGGAGGAAACGUAGCAAAGAGCAGUCCGAGAUACCACCAGAGAUACCAGCUAAAGCACCCAUUGCAGACAAAAUCCGAAAACCCAAACUUUUAAAGGCACAGCCGAGGAAAGUGGUCUUACCGAAGAUUGCAGAGGAAAGCCUGACUUAUGCAGAGCUGGAGCUGGUCAGGCCUCUGCCGGACAACAAAGCCUCGUGCACAGGCACAGUAUAUGCCGAGAUCUUCUUUAAGGAGAGGCAAGUGUGAGAAACACACCACUAAUAUCUUUAGGCUGUAGCUCAUGUACAUGUUAUAUUUAUGAUCAGUAUUAUUGUUUCAUAUUGUGUAUUUCAGUCAACGGUGGGAAGUCGCUUUUCUUUACAAAGUCCAAAUUAGAUGAGAUACAAAUGUGUUUAGUAUUUUGAAAAUGUUGAAUUUUUAUUUUACACGAGACAUCUUAUAUUCUUUUUUUUUUUUAUAUGUUUUUUAAUGUUCAACCCAAAUGCCUUAUCCCCCAAAAACACUGUCAUGUUCCGCUAUGUAAUUACCGCAGUACUUCAGCUGCAAAGCUUGACAUUAAAGGCAACAAUUAGCCACCUGCCCUCAGGAGAUAAGUUUGUGCUAUCACGCCAGCGCUUUCAACUGGUGCCAAAGUCAACGGGCUCUUGGGACACACUGUACCCAGAGCUGUGAUCAGCUUGUGAUGGAGCAAUUUAACAGGCUGCAAACUAAAGGCCUUGUUUGGUUUCCCUUGUUAUAUAGCACCAGUGAACACCUCUCACCUGAAGAUUACAUAGCACAUCGUUAAUGAAGGUUGUUUUGUUUGUAGUUUUUGUAAGAACUACGCCAAUGACCAAAUGCCAUAUCAGUAUCUCUCAACAGCUGAGAUUUGUCUUAUGGUUUGAACUUUUCCGUGAAUAUAAGUGUGUGUAAAAAUGCUUAGUGAAUUGUUUUCGCUGUUUAAUGACCCCUUGGAUUGAACCAUGGAAAAGCGAGCAAAACACCCGGAUUUUCUUUCUCCCCCAGUGAACUUGAAACGCCAGACAUCUAGGCACCAUAACCAUGCCCUCCCCCCAUCUUUCUCCCUCUAUCAUACAUGCAGAUCUAUAUAUCUAUAAUCCCCAGAGUGGGAUUGUGCAUUGAGACGAUUCCACACGCAGGAGAAACCAAAUCUCUCCCCACAUACAUUGACCACAGCGAACUCUAUCUAAAUCCAUCGAUACAAAUCUACACAAUGACUCAAAGUAAACCUCCGGGGGUGAGAGAAACUUUAGAGAACCUUUUUUAAACUGUGAGAAAAAAAUGAAAGUCUCCUCCAAACCACAUUGGACUUAAUGGGAGGCCACUGCAUAUGGACCACUAACUAGAACCAUGUGUGAACGCUGAACUCUGCCCUUUUCCUCUGCCGUUUGUUUCAAGCAGAGAGUGCCGUCCUCUGCACUCAUUAACAUUCCGCUCCAUUCCAGUUGGAGCUCCCGUGUUGUUGAUGUUGUUGUUGUUUUGCAAUUGAAUUGACAUACGAGCGUUUGUGCAUGUCAUGUAUCAUGUGUGAAUCAUGUGCUGUGUAAACAUCGAGCGGAUAUGUACGGUCAGUGGUUGUUUAAUCACGUGUUUUCCUUGUGCUUUCUUUCAAACCUCCGUAGGAUAUCACAUCAGUGAAAAGUCAAUGACAAUUCACGAUGCUGUGAGGAAAAACGGAAAAAAUAAACAAGUAGGAGUAGAAGACAAAUUAGA
Molecule: messenger RNA, 4722 nt
Organism: Oncorhynchus gorbuscha (pink salmon)
Lineage: Eukaryota; Metazoa; Chordata; Actinopteri; Salmoniformes; Salmonidae
Product: V-set and transmembrane domain-containing protein 4-like
Exons: 12
Coding region: 2197-3255 (352 amino acids)
Source: RefSeq, a predicted model, not a curated record